CAUCGGUAGCGAUGGGCGGGAUUCAACUGUUCUAAGCAGCAAUCAGCGGUCGCUACAGGCAGAACGGUCAGUUGGAAGAAGUACGACGAGAUGGUCAUCACCAGGGAGUACCGAGUGGUUUUACCCUGUAGUGUUGAGGAGUAUCAAGUGGGACAGUUGUUUUCAGUAGCAGAAGCAAGUAAAAAUGAGACGGGCGGUGGUGAGGGGAUUGAGGUACUGAAGAAUGAGCCGUAUGAGAGAGAUGGCGAAAAAGGACAGUAUACACACAAAAUCUACCAUCUGAAAAGUAAAGUUCCAGGGUUUAUUAGGUUCUUGGCACCAGAAGGUGCCUUUGUAUUUCAUGAAAAAGCUUGGAACGCAUACCCCUACUGCAAAACCAUUGUGACGAAUGAGUAUAUGGAAGAUAAUUUCUUCAUCAAGAUUGAGACGUGGCAUAAACCAGAUCUUGGAACACAAGAAAAUGUGCACAAAGUAGACCGUUCAUCAUGGAAGGAAGUCACCGUUGUACCUAUUGACAUUGCAGACAGAAGCCAAGUUUCCUCUGCUGACUACAAGCCAGAUGAGGACCCUGCCAUAUUCAAGUCAGUCAAGACCGGAAGAGGACCACUUGGGCCUCAUUGGAAGAAAGAGCUGGUUUCCAAAACUGACUGCCCGAGAAUGUGUGCCUACAAACUGGUCACAGUCAAGUUUAAAUGGUGGGGCCUGCAGGGUAAAGUGGAGAGCUUCAUCCAUGAGCAAGAGAAGAGGAUCUUCACAAACUUUCACCGUCAACUCUUCUGCUGGAUUGACAAGUGGGUGGACCUAACAAUGGAUGACAUUCGGCGGAUGGAGGCAGAGACCCAGAUGGAGCUGGAUGAGCUUCGCAGUAAAGGUGAAGUAAGAGGAACAAGUGCUGCCGACGAUUAAAGCAGCAAAGGAUUUUAGACAGCCACAAUGGCGGCUGCUAAUAGGGCUUCUUCUGUGGCACUUUUUACCCAUAUCACUUUGGAGAUGGAGACCUGUAAUCAAUAGAGCAGAUCCCCAUCCUGUACCCAAUCAUAGGCCAUCUGUCAUCUGAGCAUGAUGAAUUGAUUACUAGAAACCACCACCAUCUUCACUGGCUUAAUUUACAUUUCUCUGCCUUGUGGACGGAUAUGAAAACAAAUGUUUUGAUCAAGAUGCAUUUCACAGAAGCAAACUGAUCUGCUAAAACUGCUGUUGGCAGAUGCUGGACCAAAUAUUUCCUCCGUAUUACCUUGGCUCUUUGUGUUUUUAUUCCCAAAACAUUCUACCUAAGUGCUAUAUCUCUCACUGUUUUAACUUGACACGCUGUGGCUCUACAGUAUGCAUUCCUCAGUGUUUGUGUGUCAUACUCGUGUUCCUUCCUGUUGCUCCACAGCACUCAUUAAGAGAUUACUAACACCUUUUUCACCUCAGCCCAUUGUAAUCCUUCCAUCAUCAGCCCACCUAACCAAAAGCACUGCAUCUUAUUAACACUGACAAUCAUGCCUGUGCAGGUCUUCAUAUCCACUCCGCACGAACACACACAUGCAUGUGACGCAUCAUAAACAGGCAUAAACAGACAUGCGCGCACUCACAGGUUCAAAUGCCUUUGCAGUGACUGGACCUCUCAAAGAACCUUGGCAGAUACACGCAGGCUUGAUCAGCCAGGCAAUGUUAAAGGGAUAGUUUGGGUGUUUUGACACCCCCAUAAGCAGUGAAGUCCGUCAACAGCGACUCACUCCCCACUUUGUGAACUGAGCCGACUUCAGCAGUGGACAGGCUGGUGCAUGAAGUGAUACAACAGCAGAGAAAAUAAUGCCGAGCAAUUUGUGAGCUCUGAUUUUUUUCGAGUAGUCAUUUUGUGAUGCAAACUUAUUGUGCUUUUGAUGGCAUAGUGUUUUGAGAAGAGAGAACUGUGUAACUGUCCCCAGCAACUAGCCGAACUCUGCUCAGGACACAAAGUAGGAAGUGAGUCGCUGUUGACAAACUUCACUGCUUAUGGGGGUGUCAUGUAACUUCAUGUCAACAAUCUAAACGAUCCCUUUUGAUUUGGAUGUUUCUUCGCAUUUCCCCAACACAGUCAUGCUUUGCAUACAACAUGGAAUUCACCAUGGUGCAUGUCCUAAGGGGAAUGGUGCUACUCCCCUUAGUUUUCUUUCUCUUGCCCAUCUUUACACUCCAUUUUAGCGCCUCCCCCAGUUCGUCCUAGUAGCCUCAUUCAGCUGGUCGAGCAGACAGUGUCCAAUCAGCCUGGUGUGUUUACAUAAGUGCUAUCAGUGCCACCUGCAACUUGCCUUAACCUCUGAACCUUUCGAACCUAUCAACUACUGUAACUCUGCAACCAAUUGCUCGCUUUAGCUACCUCGCUUGUUGGUGACUGACACCUAAAGGUUAGCACUUGCUAUUACUGUAGCAGCUACUUGUUGGGAGUUGGGGGAUUUGCAGGGCUGCAGUUUAAUUUCGUGCUGUGUUACUUUUCCUCCAGUGUAAUUUGAUUUCAUGUUUUUUUUCUUUUGUGAGUUCUCUCAAGUUCCACCGACUAUUUGAUAUGCAUGCCAUAUUAAUGAGCUCUGAGUUUCAACCCCAUGCACUUUCCGUAUAGCCUGUAUAAUCUGGUAAGGGCUGUCAGUUUUUUUUUUAGUAUUACACACAUGUACUGUUCAUAUGGUUCACUCCUUUCAAAAUUGAUUCUCUCCCAGAGUUUAUUUUUAUGUGAUCACGAGAACCAUAAGACAUUUCAUUCUUAUUAGUCCUACAGAUCCAAAGAGUGUUAAUUCACUUGUUUACAGCUGGUAAAAUAGGACAAUAAGGCAGCAAUUAAAGACGUUCUCGAUCUUUUUGAUAUUGUUGGCCCCAACAAUUUAUUUUUUACACCUAAUAUGCUUUAAUUGGAAAUAUUUUCAGGUACAAAGUGAUUGUUGGAUAGCAUGAAUUGUAAAUUUGUCUUUAGAUAAGUGUUUCAGAAAAACCCUCAGUGUAAACUGUGCAGUACAUUUACAUGUCAGUGAUUCCAGUGUCUGACAAAACCCACUGGAAAAAAAAUUCAGCUCAGCUGUCAGGAUGGACAUCUGGAAAGAGAUGGAAAGAUUGCGUUCUUGCAUCAACUAUGCUCUCAUGUCCUGAAUUAUGAAAUAUACAACUGAAAAGAAUUCCAAACGCUUUUUUUGUUUUUUAGAUGUUUUUGAUUUUGAUAAUCAGGGGAACACUGUAAUGAAUGUAUAAAUGUGCCUUUUCUGCCUUUAAAUCCUGAAAUGACCUUAAGUAUAUGUUAUCUUAUCCAAUAAAUUUUGAGGAAAAAAAAUUAUCUUGUUUGUAAAUUUUGUCCCUUGGGUUUAUGUUGCAACUUACCAUUGGCUUGUGGGUUAUCCUGAGGUUUCU
Molecule: messenger RNA, 3360 nt
Organism: Doryrhamphus excisus (bluestripe pipefish)
Lineage: Eukaryota; Metazoa; Chordata; Actinopteri; Syngnathiformes; Syngnathidae
Product: phosphatidylinositol transfer protein beta isoform-like
Biological process (GO): phospholipid transport
Cellular component (GO): cytoplasm
Molecular function (GO): phosphatidylcholine intramembrane carrier activity; phosphatidylcholine binding; phosphatidylinositol binding
Source: RefSeq, a predicted model, not a curated record